AUGACGAAGCUUGCGAAAGAUGCCAUCAAAAGCUGCUUAAGUUGCCAAAUAACCUUUGACCGAACGCAUGAUGAACUUCUACGACCAACACCACUACCACCUCAUGUUUGGCAUACGAUAUCCAUUGAUUUUAAGGGUCCGUUGAAAGAUAGAAAAUACAUUCUAGUGGCAUACGAUCUUUACAGCCGAUAUCCGAUCGGUCACCAAUUUUACGAAUAUGCAGAGAAGAAAGGUUUUUAUCAUCGAAGAAUCACACCGAGACAUCCACAAGCGAACGGUGAAUGUGAACGAUUCAUGCAAAAUCUCAACAAAGCCAUUCGUAUUGCUAAGAAAGAGAACACUGACUACAAAGGGAAGAUAAACGGAAUGUUGGAAGCCUAUAGAGCCACACCUCAUCUUUCCACGUCAAAAAGCCCGUAUGAGCUGAUGUUUGGAAGAAAGAUGAACUUGAACAUUUUCCCGACGAUGAAGAGAAGAGUGAAAGAUGAAGUUAUAAGAAAUCGUGAUAAACGACACAAAGAGAAAGCGAAGAUAUAUUAUGACAGAAAAAAGAACGUCAAGAAAUCACACAUUAGAGUGGGUGAUCGAGUAUUGAUGAAAGACAAAAGAACUGAUCGAUUAAGACCCGAAGUAGGGGUUGUGAUUGAAUUAACUGAAUAUUCUGCUACCGUGUUGUUUGGAAAUGGAAGAAUAUAUAAGAGAGACAAAUCACAUAUUAAAGUCGUUAACAAAGCUGUAAUUCCACCCACGAAGAAAAGUGACAGUGUUAAGCAACCGAAACGAUACGAGUUAUAUGAUUCCAAUGAAAGUGAUGUAGAAGAGACAAACCGUGAACAAAUUACCUUAAGUACGAGAUCCGGUCGACAAAUUAAGAAACCAGAACGAUUUGGAGAGUGGACUGUGUAG
Messenger RNA from Dendronephthya gigantea, 906 nucleotides. RefSeq lists its product as uncharacterized. Bases 1 to 906 code for a protein of 301 amino acids. The record is from RefSeq and is a predicted model, not a curated record. Gene Ontology annotation, molecular function: nucleic acid binding. Gene Ontology annotation, biological process: DNA integration. The transcript is spliced from 2 exons. Lineage: Eukaryota; Metazoa; Cnidaria; Anthozoa; Malacalcyonacea; Nephtheidae.